AUGCCCCUGUAUCUAGCAUCAAGAGAGCUAUUGCUGAAAUACCGAUCUGCCUAGCGGCAGUAGCUAGAGAACAUAAAGUAAGAGGCCUUGAGGACCCUACAAAGUGCAGUUUGGUUCAAAUAAUUGUAGAAGGAAUUAAGAGAACAACUCCCAAAGAAAGGGUAGAGGCCAA
This is a messenger RNA of Racocetra fulgida, 172 nucleotides long. The record is from the annotation of a GenBank genome assembly. NCBI's taxonomy places the organism in Eukaryota, Fungi, Glomeromycota, Glomeromycetes, Diversisporales, Gigasporaceae.